GUCAACUUCUCGUACUCCACCAGAACGUCGUAAAAGGUCAGAGCAAGUAAACGGCCUUCCUAAGUCUCGGUCUAGAUCUCCUCGUAAUGCACCUCCGAUGGUCGAGGAAAAGGAAGCAACUGUUUAG
Molecule: messenger RNA, 127 nt
Organism: Acaulospora morrowiae
Lineage: Eukaryota; Fungi; Glomeromycota; Glomeromycetes; Diversisporales; Acaulosporaceae
Source: the annotation of a GenBank genome assembly